GAGCAGCACCAACAGUCGCAGGGGGCAGUACUGCAACUCCUUGAGCGAGUUGAAAAGGCCGAUGUGCCUGAGAAGGAGUGGAGCUAUUCACUGCCGGUGAUCCAAUACCGUCUUGAACAGGCGGAUGGCGACCUAUCUCCGCAGGUGCUUGUCGAUGAGGCAGACGAUAUCCUCGACCCGCCGCAACCCGGCGAAAACUCGAUGUUCAGGAAUGCAGAUGCAAAGGCUGGUCAGGAGGCCUCAAGGACCUCGAAAUCCUCACCAGACCGGAAGUCG
Messenger RNA from Symbiodinium necroappetens, 276 nucleotides. NCBI's taxonomy places the organism in Eukaryota, Dinophyceae, Suessiales, Symbiodiniaceae. The record is from the annotation of a GenBank genome assembly.